This is a messenger RNA of Triticum turgidum subsp. durum (durum wheat), 1545 nucleotides long. Lineage: Eukaryota; Viridiplantae; Streptophyta; Magnoliopsida; Poales; Poaceae. The record is from the annotation of a GenBank genome assembly.
AUGCAGACCACUCGAGGGGCAGAUCAACAUUGCCCCAUUCUCGCCGGUCCUACCUGUCAGUGCUCUCCCAUGGCGAACUCCCAGCCCUCCUCCUGGCUCGCCGCCGUGGCGACCAAUGCCGCCGCCAGGCCAGCCAUCCUCCACCGCGCCCACGCCGCCCUCAUCACCUCUGGCCACCUAUCCUCCUGCACCUCCGUUAACUCCCUCCUCCGCGCCGCUCGCAUCCCCGCUGCCUGCGCCCUUCUCCUCCGCUUCCUCCUCCUCCACCGCCUCCCGCCCGACCACCUCUCCCUCUCCUUCUCCCUCCACUCCUGCACCCGCUCCCCCAGCCUCCCCGUCGCAAGCCUCCUCCACUCGUUCGCCUUCAGGCUUGGCCAUGCCCGCGACGUCUACGUCCUCAAUGCUGCCGUCUCCGCCUACUUCAGGGCCACCGACGUCACCUCCGCCGAGCGGCUCUUCUCCUACACAAAGGAUGUCGCCGACGUUGUCACCUGGACCACCAUGGUCACCGGGCAUGCCAACGCCGGCGACGUUGCGCGUGCGAGGUGGUUCUUCGACGCCAUGCCUGAGAGGAACGUGGUUUCCUGGAACGCGAUGCUGGGCGCCUACGCAUCCGCCGGGAUGCUGUCCAAGGCGCGGAAGGUGUUCGAUACAAUGCCCAGCCGGAAUGCCGCCUCGUGGAGCUCGAUGGUUACUGGGCUCGUGCAGUCCAAUCAGUGUGAGGAGGCGUUGAGGGUGUUCAGUGAAAUGGUCGGGACGGGUGUCGUGCCGAAUGAGGCUGCACUGGUGAGCGCUGUCUCAGCGUGCUCUCUGCUGCGGUCGAUAGAGCACGGCAUGUGGGUACAUGCGUAUGCCAAGCGGGAGCUGAAUGGGAUGAGCGUCAUCCUCGCGACAGCGAUUGUUGACAUGUAUGGUAAAUGUGGGGGUAUCCAUAAUGCCGUCAGGGUGUUUGCUGCAAUGCCUGUGAAAAACAUCUACUCGUGGAACUCGAUGAUUACUGGACUCGCCAUGAACGGCAGGGAAAUGCAGGCCUUGUCACUCUUCUGGAAGAUGCAGAUGGCUGGUGUUCGACCAAAUGAUAUAACCUUCAUCGGGUUGCUGGGUGCUUGUAGCCACUCAGGUCUCGUUGAUGAGGGCCGCUGGUUGUUCAACAAGAUGGUUAAUGGCUUUGGAAUCCAGCCACUCCAAGAGCACUACGGCCUAAUGGUUGAUUUACUCGGUCGGGCGGGUCAUGUUAGGGAGGCAGUGGAUUUUGUCAACAGCAUGCCGGUGGAGCCGCAUCCGGGCUUGUGGGGUGCGCUUGCUGGCGCCUGCAAGAUCCAUGGUGAGGUGGAGCUUGGUGAGGAGAUUGCCAAGAAGCUCAUUGAACUGGAGCCCCGUCAUGGUAGCCGGUACAUCCUCCUGUCAAACAUAUAUGGUGCAUCAAACAGAUGGGAUGACAUGGCCACUGUGCGCAGGCUCCUUAAGGAGCGCAAGGUCCCCAAGGGCACUGGCAAUGCCAUGGUUGGUAAUGAUGGUCAGUCUAUGAAAUCCAUGCUAGGUUAG